Messenger RNA from Venturia canescens, 4709 nucleotides. Its product is annotated as protein croquemort-like. The transcript has 10 exons. Gene Ontology annotation, molecular function: scavenger receptor activity. The record is from RefSeq and is a predicted model, not a curated record. NCBI's taxonomy places the organism in Eukaryota, Metazoa, Arthropoda, Insecta, Hymenoptera, Ichneumonidae. Gene Ontology annotation, cellular component: cytoplasm; membrane. Bases 244 to 1908 code for a protein of 554 amino acids.
GGGGUCUGCGCACAGCACAUAAACUCGCGUAGCUCGUAAUCAACCCGACACUCGCCAGUCUGACUCUGAACUCACGCUUGUGAUCAUGUUCCCAACCAACCAGUAACGAGAGCCGUCGAACACCGCGUUGAGCGCGAUCAAAAGACGACCGACAUAUUUCGACCGAGGUUGUUCGGGUUGUGGGCUCAUGCCGUAUUUACGGAAACUUGAGAACGAGGAGAAAAACAAUCCACCGGUUCCAUCAUGAGACCCUGGACGUCCAAGUCCAUUACUCUCGCAAUAAUCGGUCUCAUAUUCGUCGCAAUCGGAACUACAUUGAGUUUCACGGGGCCAAUGAUCUUCCGAAGCAUUCUCAGCCGGGAACUGCCGCUGUCCCCCGAUUCGAGGAGUUUCGAAAUUUGGCGCGACACCACCGACAUUCCGGUGAACAUAGAAUUUUUCUUCUUCAAUUGGACAAAUCCCAAGGAAUUGAAGACGCCCGGAAAAAAGCCGAACCUCGUGCAAGUCGGACCCUACGCGUUUGUUGAAAAGAGGCAGAAGGUCAACAUCACGUUCCAUCCGGAGAACAACACGGUGAGCUACUUGCAGAGAAGAACGUGGCACUUUGAUCCGGACAGGAGCAACGGGAGUUUGCACGAUAAGAUUGUCCAAUUGAACGUCGUUGCGGUGUCAGCGGCUCACAAAAUUCGGUACUGGGCGUACUUCUUCCAAAAUUCAUUGUCUUACAUGCUCAAUAGCUUGGCAGGCAUACACGUGGUAAAAACAGUCGAUGAAUUACUCUUCACCGGAUACAAGGACUCCAUCAUCGACAUGGGACAAUUUGCUCCUGAGGAUGAGGAAAUACCACCGUACGAUCGCUUCGGAUGGUUCUAUUUGAGAAACGGUUCCACGGCGUUUGACGGACUUUACAACAUGGGCACGGGUCAAGACGAUCUGAGCAAUUUGGGAAUGACGAAAAAUUGGAAUUACAAGGACACCACGAAAUAUUACAAGAGUCCUUGCAACGCGGUCGAGGGAAGCGCCGGGGAGUUUUUCCCCCCCUUCAGGAACAAGGACGAGAUCACUAUUUUCAGUGCCGAUAUGUGCAGGCCGUUGACUUACGAGUACGUUCAAAGUGUCCAACACCAAGGAAUACCGGGUUACCGGUACGCCCUGGGUGAAAAGAGCCUCAGUAACGAAACGUGGCGAAAGUAUCCUCACGAGCAAGCCAAGUAUAUCGAGACGACAACGACAACGGAGGACUUCUUCGCGGUUGACGGAAGAACCGAAGCAUCGAGCGCCUCUGACAAAGAUCCGGAUCUCAUUAACACGGGACACUGUUUCUGCAACGGCGAAUGCAGCCCCAUGGGUCUCAUCAACGUAACCGCCUGUCGUUACGGCGCCCCUGGAUUCAUAAGUCUUCCACAUUUUUACAAAGCCGAUCCAAUUCUCAGGGACCAGGUUAACGGAUUGAAUCCCAAUGCCGAUCAACACAGCUUUUACAUGACCCUCGAGCCGACGACGGGGAUUCCUAUAGACGUUGCAGCGAGACUGCAAGUCAAUAUUUUACUGCAACCAUCGUUGACCAUAGCGCUCUUCAAGGAUGUUCCAAAAAUAUAUUUCCCCAUGUUUUGGUUCAAUUUGCGAAGCGGCACCACCGAGGAGCUCGCAUCCUCGUUGAGGCAGUUGCUCAUGUUGCCUGACAUUGGGAGCUACUGCAGUGCCGUUAUGGUGGCUAUCGGUUCGUUGAUGCUGGUCAUCGCUGCGGCCCUCCUCUAUCUUCAGCGGACUCGAGAUUCCCAGAACAUAAAGUCGCGAAAAGUUGCGGCGUCAAAUGGAAAAAAGACUGAAUUGAUUUACAUGGACGUGGCGAACGGCGAUGACGACGCAAACGCGAGGACCGAUCGUCAAUUGCGACCGAAGCUAUGACCUUGAACAGUAAUAAUUAUGAUAAUAAUCAAUAGUGCCAAAUCGAAAUCCAAAUAGAUCGAGAUGCCAUAUUCGUCUUUCGGUCACUGCGUCGCAGGAGAAAAACGAAGCAGUAACCGAUUGUCACAUCGUCGGUAAUAACGGCUUCGGGGAUGACGAAUACAUUCCGACGUCCUUCGUCAGAGGGCGACAGGAGCGGCGGAAGCGAAAUGAAGCAGCGAACGUGCACUCGCGCGGUGCUCGAAACGAUCGAAGCCAACCACCAGCCCCAUUUCCUGUGGUUUCACAGCACGCUCCAAUACAUCAGGGUAACUGCGAACUAGAAAAAUAAUCAUUGUACAUUCGUCUAUUUAAUUUAACAUAUCGACUUUUAUAUCGCGGCGAGCAACGCGCUUUACAACGACAACGAAACAAAUCGAUCGUUAUAUAAUAAGUGACAUAAGGUAGUUUGACAAUUGAUCACUUGGCCGAUUGAAUUUUCCGGCCAGUGUUUCACGCGGAUAAACUCCAAGUACAAUAUUGACGAGAGCUUUUACAUGCAUAAUGUAUAUCACUGCAUUCGCGAAAUCGACCAAACUUUCUGAUAAACUUGACCAAGUGAAAUGACAACGAGGAACUUUGAAUUUCCUUAUAUCUAAUGUAGGAAAAUUUCGAUGAGUAUCAAAGCUUCGUAAGCUAUAUUCGAGUCAUCAUCUCUUUCAUCGUUAUCGAGCCUUUUAUAUUGCGAUCCGUAGUCAGUUGUCGACCGUCGUUAAACCGGACGAUAUUUUUUUCGAGCGUUAUUUUGCACUACCGAAUAGCAUAAUCGCUUUACAGACCUGCCGCGAGAACUGAACCGACGAUGGGCCACUCAAACGCUUGUUAUUUGUAUCUCGACACGGGAGGCAACACCUGAUUAUACAUUCGUCGAUACCCGAAUCGGGUUAUCGAGUAGACAAAAAUGUGAGUCGCUCCGAAGCAUCGUGAAACAGGACUUUAGCACCGGGCGCUUAUACCGACUUUCGGAGGUGUCACAACACGUGGCUAACCCCGUCCCCGGCGUCAAGUUCUCAUAACUUUUUAGUUUACAACUCUCCCGCUUAAUGCUUCUCUUUUUCUCAAUGAUUAUACAAUCGUACGCGUCGCAUCCUAUUUCGUUCUCCGAUUAUCAUACCAACGAAGAACGCUUCCGAGCGUAACGAUCUUUUAACAAUGGAAAAGUUGUAAAAUACCCUUCAAAAGCAUUAUCGUCCGGUAUUUCAUAAAAUUCUAUGAACGCGCAUUUACCUCAUACAUUAUUGAAAUAUAGGCGUAUCGUGUGGACACGCCGUAUCCGCGGUUCCUGCACGAACCUUCUCAUUGCUCUAAUGCGCAUGAUUUUUAUUCAUUUUAUAUCGUUUUUCUUACUUCCCGUAUAUAGCAUAUCGUACGGUAUAUUUUCGAAUUCGAAUAGAGUUUAUUCGCAAUUCGAAUCGGAUUGACGACGUUGAAUUUUGCAACGUUGGGGUCCAACGAAAUUGGCGAAAAAAUAUUUGUAAUUCGCUGAUUUUCUAUUUCACGAAAUCAUUGGUGUGGGUUGAAAAACUGCGAAUUACGAGUUCGGUAGGCAACAAAAUUGAAGAAUUACUGGAAUCAUCGGAGAGUUUUUUUAAGUUGCAAAGUUCAGCAACGCGGACGCUGAAGUUUGCAACGUUGGAGUCCAACGAAACGAUGUAAAAAAGCUCUCCAAUAAUUCCUGCAAUUCUCCAAUUUUGUUUCAUACCGAAUUUGCAACUCGUAGUUGUUCAACUUACACCAAUGAUUUCGUGAAAUAAAAAAUUCGUGAAUUACAAAUGUCUUUUUCGUUUAUUUCGUUGGACUCUAACGUUGCAAACUUCAACGUCGUGAGCUUUUUUCGAUUAAAUGAGAAUCAUUUUUGGUUCAAUCUGAAAACACUUUGGGCUGGAGCCCCAAUUCGGCAAUUUUAUUUCAUUUUUUAUCAUUAUCGUUUGGAAAAUAUUGCUCAUCGAAAAUUUGUCUUCGAGUCUUCAACAAAUAAUUAUUCUUCCGAAUGGAAGCUCAUGCGUAUUGAGGAUAUAUCAACAAGAUUAAUAUUGACGUUGGGAGUACGAAUAUAUUUUUUUACUGUUAUAGAAUUAUAGUGAAAUCAUGGUAUAAAAAUAUUUUGUUCCUAUGCGGAGAGGCGAUAAUGACCCUCGACGCUGGUAAAAAUUGCAAUCGACUACUUUUGUAAUGAAUAAUCAUUCGUUAAAUGAUUUUAAUAAAAAACAAUAAUCACAUUUCAUGACAAUAAUUCGUUGGAUUUUAGGAAAACAAAAACAAAAAACAAAUAUGGAGCGUUUUAGAAAUUGACAGGAACCGCUCAAUGAUUUUUUCCAAUUAUCCAUCGUGCCAUCUCAAGGGUGAAAUUAAUGUGCCUUCCAAUCGCAAUGCAAUGAUAUAUCUGUACAAUAGAGUAAUUUUUGAAUCUAUGAAUAAGUGAAAUCGACCAAUUAACUUUUAAGGAUCACAAUUUGGUCCAAAUAAUUUAGAUAUUAUAUUUAAAUAUAUUUGGUACAAUGUAUUUGGGAAUUCUUCUUGCCAAGUAUCGUAAUAAUACAUUUGAGCAUCGCUCAUUAAGCAAUAUAAUUAUUUAAUGAUAAAUUUUCGAUCGUUGCCGAAUAUGAUAAAUGACUUUGAUGAGAAUUGUAAAUUUUUUCAAAAAUUUCAGCAUAAUUCAGCAGAGUCUUUGUAUUUUCGGGCUAAUGCUACGAAUAUAUCCGUAAUCUUAUAUACAUAAAUCUAUUGUCUGUUUGUAUUAAUAAAAAUUUAUCAUUUUCUUA